Molecule: messenger RNA, 726 nt
Organism: Perkinsus marinus ATCC 50983
Lineage: Eukaryota; Perkinsozoa; Perkinsida; Perkinsidae
Exons: 4
Coding region: 103-720 (205 amino acids)
Source: RefSeq, a predicted model, not a curated record
UCAUGGGAGUCAUUAAGCGUGAAGGAGCUCAUCGAAAUUCAUGGGAAGGAGGUAUGGGAAUUCUUCCCGCUGGAAGCUCGACGGAAAUUCUUCAAUUUUGCUAUGAGGUUCUACAUCCCUAGAGAGCAACCACAUGCAGCACAGUUACGCUCUCCUCCUGAAUUCCGAGGGUUGUCCCAUCACGUCUUUGACGCUUACGUAGUUAUGUUCUUCCGUUAUCUCAAGACUAUCAAUGACAUUGAAACAAGUAUCGCUAGAAGUGAGGGCAACCAUGGGAGAUUCCCUUCACAUUUUCCUGAUGGUGCCGCUAUUGACGAUUAUCUGGUGGGUGAAGGCAUGAACUUCAUGCGCCGAUAUGGUCAACUGUAUCUAAUAAGACUCACUAUCGAAAGGCUAAGUACAAGUGAUCCCGUAUAUUUAGCAGGAGUAUCUCAAAGAAUAGUAGCUCAAACUCGUCGUCCUCCGCCUAUGUGGAAGGAGGAUCCCACAUGGGCUUGGUCGGAAGCUGAUGACUUGAAGUUGCUCUAUUCGCUUGAAGAAAAUGGCCUUGGUGAGCUCGUCGAGAGCGCGGCUCUGGUGGCAGGAGAUGCCCUACGCUGGCCCUCGUCUAGUAUCGCAAAUCCGAAAUUUCAAUCAUUUAUUUACGCUCGACUGCAGUGGUUGAUGAACGGCUUAGUUAGUAUCAGUAGAAUAUCUGGAGGAGUGGUAAAUCAUACGUAAAAUUAU